GGAGAAGUGAAGAAACCUCCGUCAGAUUUCCAAAAAGGCCCCUGCUCCUCUUCGUUCUUUCCGCCUCGCCUCCGAGAUCUCCGGCUCCGGCGAGCGGAGGAGCUUCCCGAAGCUCCCAGGAUGCCCGCUGCCUCGAUGCUCGUGCCGAAGCGCGCCAACUACGUGGCCCCGAUGCUCGCCUCCGCCGCCAUCCUGCUCAUCCUCCUCUCCGGCUACUUCGAGCUGCCCUCCAUAACCUCCUCCUUCUCCACCCCGCUGACCCCCAUCGCCGACGCCGCCGCCGCCGCGGAGCGCCGCCGCUUCGAUACGGCGCUCGACUCCGUCGGCUCCCGCAAGGGGCACGCCUUCACCUCCGUCCUCGCCGCCUUCGGCGCCUGGGACGCCGCUGUCGGGUGCCCCCGCAUCCGCGCCAAGAUCGGCGCCGCCAACGCGACCACGGCCUCUGCCAUGGCCGCCAUCACCGGCGGGGCGGGGUGGGCAGGCGCGACGUGCGAGGAGAUGAAGACGCGGCACGUCGGGGUGUUCGUCAAGGGGUGGACGUGGAUCCCCGACGCGCUCGACGGGGUGUACACGUGCCGCUGCGGCGUCAGCUGCGUGUGGAGCAAGGCCGCCGCCGUCGUCGACCGGCCCGACGCGAUGCUCUUCGAGGGCGCCACGCCGCCGAUGGAGAGAAUGAAAGGUCUACCUCUUCGUGUUUAUCUGGAUCUGGAGGCUGCUAGGAAGCCAACUGGUUUUGAAGACAUUUUUAUAGGUUACCAUGCUAAUGAUGAUGUGCAAGUAACAUAUGCUGGAAAAUCUUUCCACAGUAGCAGGAGUUACCAUAUAUCAACAGAAAAGACAAAUGAUGCACUUGUCUACUGGUCAUCUUCAAGGUGUCUUCCUCACAGAGACAAGCUUGCAAAAGAUUUCCUCUCAUUGGUGCCACACCAUUCCUUUGGAAAAUGCUUAAAUAAUGUUGGUGGUCCUGACAUGGCACUAUCCAUGUAUCCAGUUUGCUCAAAUAAUGCCAAUGGAUCACCACACUGGUGGGAUCACCUACACUGCGCAAUGUCACAGUACAAGUUUGUUCUUGCAAUUGAAAACACCAAUACAGAAAGCUAUGUGACAGAGAAGUUAUUCUAUGCAUUGGAGGCUGGGUCAGUGCCAAUAUACUUCGGUGCACCCAACGUCUGGGAUUUCAUCCCUCCCAAUUCUGUCAUCGAUGCCUCCAAAUUCAGCUCUCUUAAAGAACUGGCAUCAUAUGUGAAAGCGCUUGCGAAUGAUCCUGUAGCGUAUGCGGAAUACCAUGCAUGGAGGAGGUGUGGUAUUCUGGGUAACUUUGGCAGAGCACGUGAAAUGAGCCUUGACUCGCUGCCCUGCCGACUCUGCGAAUUAGUUAGCAAGAGAGGUGGUAGGAGUGCAGAUGCAUUUUGAUUAACUGGUCGGUACUUUACUUAUAUCUCCCCCCAUUUACCUUUUCUACUAUUAAAACAUUUUCUGAGAAAAUCUU
Lolium rigidum is the source of this 1489-nucleotide messenger RNA. Its product is annotated as alpha-(1,4)-fucosyltransferase-like. Gene Ontology annotation, molecular function: alpha-(1->3)-fucosyltransferase activity. Gene Ontology annotation, cellular component: membrane. The transcript has 3 exons. Lineage: Eukaryota; Viridiplantae; Streptophyta; Magnoliopsida; Poales; Poaceae. The record is from RefSeq and is a predicted model, not a curated record. Bases 121 to 1413 code for a protein of 430 amino acids.